This is a messenger RNA of Hymenoscyphus albidus, 1012 nucleotides long. The record is from the annotation of a GenBank genome assembly. NCBI's taxonomy places the organism in Eukaryota, Fungi, Ascomycota, Leotiomycetes, Helotiales, Helotiaceae.
AUGGCGGCUGUUCCCAAAGACUAUCGAGAGCUACUGUCUGAAGAUGAGGGGAAGACAGUGACCAUCGUACAUUAAGUUCCAUUGAAUCAAAAGAACAAACUCCUCAUUGCACUUCUUGUGCUUUCAUGCUGCGCUCACCUUCUAUGGCCAACCUUCUGGUUUUUACAUUUGCAAGCUAAGAAAACAUCGCACAACCCCCGUGAAAAGUCACUAUAUGCUGGUCUUGAGCGAGAUGUUCCAAUCCCUUUUCGUGAUGAUGGGAUGUUCGUUCAUCAGAACCAGGUUAUAGCUGACGCCACGUGGGAUAACUGGGCUGUUGACCCAGGAAUUGUGGCUUUACCGCACGAGUGGGUGAAAGGUAUAGCUCAUUCUCUAGCCUCUCACAAAGAGCAUUUGUUAACGUUCUUUUAAAGAAAGAAUGCUUCCACAAGCCCAAAAUUGGCCAUGUGAUGGAGAAAAAGGUGUCUAAUUACUGAAUGGUUAUCACACUCUUCACUGUCUUGUAAGUUGAUUCUGAGAUCAAUAUCAAGUACUAGCUAAAUCAUUCAGCAACUGAUCCGCAGAAGUCUCAUUGAUUCUGCAGAAGGCAAGCAACUUGUUGAGGAUGGAAGGAAAUGGCUGACCCAUAAUCUUCAUUGUAUUGAGUCACUUCGUCAGGAUACACUUUGUCAUGCAGAUGACACCCCUCGUUACAGCGGAUACUCAAAGAAAGAGGUUUCUGGAGUGAUGCAAAUGAGAAUUUGCCGGAGUUGGGACAAGUUGGAAGCGUGGGCUAGAACACAUACUGCUUGCUACCGUGAUAUUGGAAGGGAAGUCAAGGGGUUUCCGCAGAUUGAGAAGUACAAAUUCUGUCCAGAAGGUUAUGUUUUUUCGGCAACGGGAAGCCCUACACCACCCUGGAAAACAGUCUCUGGAGCGUCUAUGCCAGGAGAAGAAUAGAUAUAAGAACUGUGUAUCUCUUUACUUUGUAGACUUUUUGAACAAUCACAUGGCAAAGACACUUGAAGCCUCC